CCCAGCCUUUCUGAAGUACUCACGCUUCCCCAGCCUCUUUCCCGCCCCCCUGAGUCUGUGCUUUCCUGCCUGCUUUCUCUUUCUUUUCUGGCUCAGCCUGGGACAGAAGCCUCUAUCAAAGGAGGCUCAGGUCUUGCCGUUUAAAACCAGUAAUGGAAAAACACAAGAACGUUUCCUGGAUCCACCAGCAGGAACUGGCAGAUCCAUCCCAGAAAUACCUGAACAGCACCGAGGACUACCUGGCCUUCCUCUACGGGCCUCCACGCAGCCACUUCUUCUUCCCAGUGACUGCAGUGUACGCGCUGAUUUUCGUCGUGGGAGUCGUCGGCAAUUUCCUGGUGUGCCUGGUGAUUCUUCGGCACCAGGCUAUGAAGACGCCCACCAACUACUACCUGUUCAGCUUGGCCGUCUCCGACCUCCUGGUCCUGCUCCUUGGGAUGCCCCUGGAAGUCUACGAGAUGUGGCGCAACUACCCCUUCCUGUUUGGGCUGGUGGGCUGCUACUUCAAGACGGCCCUCUUUGAGACGGUGUGCUUUGCCUCCGUCCUCAGCGUCACCACGGUCAGCGUGGAACGCUACGUGGCCAUCCUCUACCCGUUCCAGGCCAAACUGAGGAGCACCCGGCGGCGGGCUCUCAGGAUCCUUGGCCUCGUCUGGGGCUUCUCUGCCCUCUCCUCUCUGCCCAACACCAGCGUUCACGGCAUCAAGCUGCACUACUUCCCCAAUGGGUCCUUGGUCCCGGGCUCCGCCACCUGUGCGGUCAUCAAGCCCAUAUGGAUCUACAAUUUCGUCAUCCAGGUUACCUCUUUCCUCUUCUACAUCCUCCCCAUGACUGUCAUCAGUGUCCUCUACUACCUCAUGGGGCUCAAACUAAAGAAGGACCAACUGCUUGGGGCAGAUGAAAUGACUGCAAAUAUUCAAAGACCUGCCAGAAAAUCAGUCACCAAGAUGCUAUUUGCCUUGGUCUUAGUGUUUGCUGUCUGUUGGGCCCCAUUCCACAUUGAUCGGCUCUUCUUCAGCUUUGUGGAGGAGUGGACUGAAUCCCUGGCUGCUGUGUUCAAUCUCAUCCAUGUGGUGUCAGGUGUCUUCUUCUACCUGAGCUCAGCCGUCAACCCCAUUAUCUAUAACCUACUCUCGCGCCGCUUCCGGGCAGCAUUCUGGAAUGUGAUCUCUCCCUGCAAACAGGGGCACUCUCAGCACCACCAACAGGGGCCACCUGCCCAGCGGAACAUCUUCCUGACAGAAUGCCACCUUGUGGAGCUGACUGAAGAUGCAGGUCCCCAGUUCCCUUGUCAGUUAACCAUCAGCAGCUCGCACCCCCCUACAGCCCUCUGUAGUGGACAGGCACCAUGAAAGGGACACUCAAAGAGUUGACAUUCCUUUAUGCCACCAUACUACAGGAAGGGACACCGUGUAAAAUGUAUGCCUUCUUACAUGAUAGUAGGGAGGUAAAAUGAGUCUUACAACUUAUAUACCCACUUCUAAUUGUGUGUGUGUGUGUGUGUGUGUGUGUGUAUUUAAACAAAUUGCUACCAAAUCUGUAUCUAAAACCCAGAACCUUCUGAGUUUUAGCUUCCUUUCCACCAUCCUAACUGCCUCGUGCUCCUUCACUAGUUCAUGGAAAGAAAAAAAAAAUCAUGACCAGUAAAGAAUGACACCUAUACUUUGAGUGAUUUUCACUUUUGGAAACAGUUUGUCCUGAGUCAUCCAAACUCUGAGUCAGGCUCUAACUCUCACAACCAAUGGCCCCUCUGAGAUAUAAAAGGAAGACAUGUAGAUGGUAUGUUACUUUAUAUGACUCAAGGGAACCAUACCAGUGUUCUUCCACAGCAAACUUUUUAUCCUACUGCCUCAUAUUUGGCCUUUUUAAUGUGAUACAUUAGAAUUUUGAAGCCUCUUACUUGAAGAAUCCUCCUGAUAAUAUGGGGAUGCUCCUUAGAACUAUUUAUUCCCACUUUCCUAAUCCACACAUCAUUCUCAGUCAUUCCUCACCAGGAAUCAGAUCAGAUAUAAGUUCUACUUAGAAAAGAAUGGGAAGAUGGAGAAGGCCAUGGUGGAGGGUCAAAAGAGACAUAAACUAUACCAAAUACAGGCUUAGUUGUUUUCAUAGUUUUGUCUAGACAUGGAUUUCUGAAGUCUUACUCCAUACAUAGAGGUAUGGUCUACUAUCUAGGGAAAAAAAACAAUCAUAUAGUAACUACUAGUCUCAAUCCUAUGACUUUCACUGACCAAAUCCUUCAUUACCUAUAUAACACUCUUAGCACAUAUAAGAAAAAUCAACUUUCCAGACUCCUCUUCUAUUAUAUAAUCACAUGUAAUGUAUAUUCUAUUCAAAAUAGAAUACUUGCUUUUCUUAUGAAAAUAUGCCCUGGUUAUUCCGGCUGUACAUAUUUGCUUAUAAAAUUCCCUCUUUGUCUCUAGUUUCCAUCUGUUGCUGUCCUACCCAUCCUUCAAUGCCCAUCUCAGUGUGUCACCUCCAUAAAACCCUGCUUGAUUUAUUCAAAUAGAUGUGGUAUCUGACUUGUCAAUCUCUCUCUUAAGCUUUUUCCUCACUCUGCUUCGUAUUUCAGGGAUUUAUAUCCUUGUUUUGUCAGAAUGUAAAUUUUUCAAAAGCGUGAA
Felis catus (domestic cat) is the source of this 2618-nucleotide messenger RNA. RefSeq names its product neuromedin U receptor 2 (gene NMUR2). The transcript has 4 exons. The record is from RefSeq and is a predicted model, not a curated record. Lineage: Eukaryota; Metazoa; Chordata; Mammalia; Carnivora; Felidae. Gene Ontology annotation, cellular component: plasma membrane. Bases 153 to 1352 code for a protein of 399 amino acids. Gene Ontology annotation, molecular function: neuromedin U receptor activity. Gene Ontology annotation, biological process: G protein-coupled receptor signaling pathway.